UGUGUAUCUAAAUCUCUUACCCUGGUUCUUGUGUUUAUCCCUAUUUCCUGGCUCAAAAAAAAAUUUUUUUUUCAGAAAGUUUUACAGAGUUGGAGGAAGCAAUAAAAGCUCAGCCACCAAGUGAGAGGCUAAGAAGUUGGAAGUCAGUCUACCUACACCAGUGGAAGAGCAGACCAGAGCACUGGACAUGGCCUCGGAGACCCACAUGCCAGGCCCAGUGUGCCUCAUCGAGAACGUGGAAGAACAGCUGACAGUGAAUCAGGAAGCUCUGAGGAUCCUGUCUGCCCUCCCCCAGCCCGUCGUGGUGGUGGCUAUCGUGGGCCUCUACCGCACAGGCAAAUCCUACCUGAUGAACAAGCUGGCUGGGAAGGAAAAGGGCUUCUCACUGGGCUCCACGGUGCAGGCUCACACCAAAGGAAUCUGGAUGUGGUGUGUGCCGCAUCCCAGGAAGCCAAAUCAGACUCUCGUUCUGCUUGACACCGAGGGCCUGGGAGAUGUUGCAAAAACUGACCCCCAGAACGACUCUUGGAUCUUUGCCCUGGCUUUACUUCUGAGCAGCACCUUUGUGUACAACAGCAUGGGAAUCAUUGAUAAAGAGGCAAUGGACCGACUGCACUAUGUCACAGAGCUGACAGAUCUGAUCAGAGCAAAAUCCUCACCUGAUACGGACGAGGUUGAGGAUUCAGCUGAUUUUGUGAGCUUCUUCCCAGACUUUGUGUGGACACUGAGAGAUUUCUGCCUGGAACUGGAGCUAGACGGACAGACCAUCUCCGCAGAUGCCUACCUGGAGAAUUCCCUGAAGCUAAAGCCAGGUACCAGUCAGAAAGAGAAAAAAUUUAAUUUGCCUCGACUCUGUAUCCGGCAGUUUUUCCCCGAGAAGAAAUGUUUUGUCUUCAAUAGACCUGCUCAGCAAAAGCAGCUGGCCAAGCUGGAGAUGCUGCAGGAGGAUGAGCUGGACUCUGAAUUUGUGCAGCAAGUUACAGAAUUCUGUUCUUAUAUCUUCAGCUCUUCCAAGAUUAAAACUCUUCCAGGAGGCAUUGAGGUCAAUGGGCCUCGACUGGAGACCCUGGUGCUGACCUACCUUGACGCCAUCAACAGUGGGGGUCUGCCCUGCAUGCAGGACGCAGUCCUAACCUUGGCCCAGAUAGAGAACUCAGCUGCAGUGCAAAAGGCCUUGGCCCACUAUGACCAGCAGAUAGGCCAGAAAGUGCAGCUGCCCACAGACACCCUCCAGGAGCUGCUGGAUCUGCACAGGGCCUGUGAGAGGGAGGCCAUCGAGAUCUUCAUCAAACAUUCCUUCAAAGAUGUUGAUCAAAUAUUUCAAAAGGAAUUAGCGGCCCAGCUAGAAAAAAAAAGAGAUGACCUGUAUAAACAGAAUAUGAAAGUAUCUUCAGAUCGUUGUUCAGCUUUACUUCAAGAUAGUUUCAGUCCCCUAGAAGAAGAGGUGAAACAAGGUGUUUAUUCUAAACCAGGGGGCUACCGUCUCAUUAUUCAGAAGGUAGAAGACUUGAAGAAAAAGUACCAUGCGGAACCCAGGAAGGGGAUACAGGCUGAAGAGGUUCUGCAGAAAUACUUGCAAUCCAAGGAAGGUAUGAUGAAUGCUAUUCUACAGACAGACCAGACUCUCACAGAAAAGGAAAAGCAGAUUGAAGUGGAACGUGCAAAAGCUGAAUCCGCACAGACUACAGUAAAAUUGUUGGAUGACAUGAAUAGACAAAAGGACCAGAUGAUGCAGGAGAAAGAGAAGAGUUAUGAGGAACACAUCAAACAGUUGACUCAGAAGAUGGACAUAGAUAGGGCCAAGAUGAUAACAGAGAACGAGAGGAUUAUAGCUCUUAAACUUCAGGAACAGGAACGACUGCUAAGGGAGGGAUUCCAGAAUGAGAGCAGAAGACUUCACAAUGAGAUAGAGAAUCUCAGGACAAGAAUGAAGAAGGGAAAGAAAAAAUGUGCCAUAAGCUAAGGACCUAAAGAAGAGCAAAAUUAAAGAUUCAUAAAAGGAAA
This is a messenger RNA of Fukomys damarensis (Damara mole-rat), 2004 nucleotides long. Its product is annotated as guanylate-binding protein 1-like. Gene Ontology annotation, molecular function: GTPase activity; GTP binding. NCBI's taxonomy places the organism in Eukaryota, Metazoa, Chordata, Mammalia, Rodentia, Bathyergidae. The transcript has 11 exons. The record is from RefSeq and is a predicted model, not a curated record. The coding region runs from base 188 to 1963 and encodes 591 amino acids.